This is a messenger RNA of Mustela lutreola (European mink), 3804 nucleotides long. It is a transcript of the gene GNG4, whose product is annotated as G protein subunit gamma 4. Gene Ontology annotation, biological process: G protein-coupled receptor signaling pathway. The transcript has 4 exons. Gene Ontology annotation, molecular function: G-protein beta-subunit binding. NCBI's taxonomy places the organism in Eukaryota, Metazoa, Chordata, Mammalia, Carnivora, Mustelidae. Bases 321 to 548 code for a protein of 75 amino acids. Gene Ontology annotation, cellular component: heterotrimeric G-protein complex. The record is from RefSeq and is a predicted model, not a curated record.
ACGGCCUGGCCCUGGCUCGCGAGUCCCGGGCGAGCCAGAAGCCAAAGGGCAACUCGGGCGGGAAAGUCCCUGCAACUGGAGACACGGUUUGGUGCGCGCGUGGUCCCGCCGCCGUCAGUGGGGCGCGCGACACCCGUACCUGGGGUUCCCCGGCCGUCCGCCCCAGCCGGCCUUCCCGCGGCCGCACAGGUGGGCGUCGGCGGUGGGCGCCGGCAGGUGAGCCUCCAGGCGGGAGCCCCGAACCAACCUCUCCUCUGACGACCGCCAGCCCGUCCCUGCCCAGGCCUGUUGCUGUGCUGCCUCUCAGCCGGGGCAGCAGAAUGAAAGACGUCAUGUCCAACAACAGCACCACUAGCAUCUCGCAAGCCAGGAAGGCUGUAGAGCAGCUCAAGAUGGAAGCCUGUAUGGACAGGGUCAAGGUCUCCCAGGCAGCCGCAGACCUCCUGGCCUACUGUGAAGCCCACGUACGUGAGGACCCUCUCAUCAUCCCAGUGCCUGCAUCGGAAAACCCCUUCCGAGAGAAGAAGUUCUUUUGUACCAUCCUCUGAUUCCAUGGAUUAUGACGUGGCUCCUUUCCUGUCCUUAAAUUCACUGGUAGAGACCGCAUGCUCUUAGCUAUAGGGAGUCCCAGCCCACCCCGGCCCUCCCCAACCAGGAUGGCCGGGACCUGCCUCUCUCCAUUGGUUUUCUUCAUUGUGUUCUAUUUCAUGCCUUCUUUUCAUUCUCAUGGUAUUUCCAUCACUGGCAAAGCAAAUAGAUCUUUUCGUAACCCAAUAACACAUGUGCCAAGUGAAAAUAAGUAUGAGGUUAAGAGUUUAACUUUUUAAAGCAUCAGUUCCCAUUUUCAGUACUUCAAGUUCAUACAUUCCAGUGCUUAAUUUAUGGAAAAGAAAAACUGUACAAUGCCCCCCCCCCGCAUUCCCAAUAAUUCAGUAGCAAAUUAGAGCAUUUGGACCCACUGAGCUAUGUGGAUAAAGUUUUCAUCUGGAAGUUCUCUCUCCUGCUUUUUCAUUAUCCUAUGAGAAAGGAAAUAACCCACAGCAUCAGAUGGUUUUCCUGAUGUGUGUGGGGCCCAGACCCCGCCGAGGACAAGUCCCUGCUUCUCACUGAUUACCACCGACCACUUUGGAGGGGGUCUUUCUAUAGGUGUCGAUGUUGGGGGACUAUUGUAGCAAGCCUCAGUGUCCGUGCGCACCACGGCAGCCGUCUGUCUGUGUGCUCAAGCUGCACCCACCGAGGGCUUUGUCUUCCCCUCCACGUGCCGUGUCUUAGUGCCCCUCUUACUCUGACUUCUCGUAGUUCUCACAUGGCUCCAUUAAUAGGGACUUGCUCUGGGCACAGCCCAGGGCCCAUGGGCUGUCACUGGAGUGGUCCCUGCCCCAGAGCGAGCCACAGGGCAGCUGCUGCUCUGCACCAUCCGAGCAUUGACUGUAUUCACUUAUUUAAUCCUCUCACAAUCCACAAAUGCCACAAGAGUAGUCUGUUUUAAAGAUAGGCAACCAGGGGCGCCUGGAUGGUUCAGCGGGUUAAGCACUGACUCUUGAUUUCGGUUCAGGUCAUGAUCUCAGGGUCCCGUGUUGGACUCCGUGCUCGGCAGGGGGGUCUGCUUGAGAUUCUCUCUUCCUCUGCCUCUCACACCCCCACCCCCUGCUUGUUCUGUCUCUCUCUCUAGUGUAAGUGUAGCACACGUCUCUCCCCAUCUUUGCCAGAAGGAGGCAUAUUGGGCCCAAGUAGCUCAUGGAAAAUGAUAGACAGAUAUGUGGAUGCCCCUGUGGGAGACUGGACAGCUCCUGGUUUUUCUGACCCCGCCUAAAACAAAGUUGAAAGAGAAUAAACCAUGGGGGCAGAGAGCUCCUUGUCCAAGUUCACGGCUCUUUUGUUGUAGAAACCACUGUACUCACUGGCUCUCACGGCAGCUGGCCAUGUGAUGUGGGGCAAGCUAUUGUGUGCCUGGAAUGUUCUAACCUGCUAAUUGGGGAUAAUGGUAAUGACUCCUCCCGCCUUUCUCUUUGGGGGGCCACAGAGAGGUGCUACAUAGAUGAAAGCUCUGAUUAUCAUUUAAAACAAAUUACUAAAGGCUCCAACAUAACAUUGGCGGGAAUGUAUGACUUCAAAGUCACCGUGGUUCUGUUGGAGAGCCAAAUAUAAUUUCAGAUCAGUUAAUAACUUGCCACCUUGCAAAUGGCUUCAGUACAUGUUUAUGCUUUGCCUCUUUUGUUGGAAGUGAUUCUUCAUUUCAUUAAAGCUCACUGAUGUCACCAGCGAGGUUAGGAAGCCGUAUGCUCUAAUGAAAGCAGAAUUGUAUGCGGCGUGUGAUAAUCAGACUUCAAACCCUUCCCUGUCUCAGUUGAUGACCAGGAGCUCUUUCUUCUGUGGUCGAUGUCAACAUCAUUAACCUGAUAAAGCAAAGCACAAUUCAUAAAAGCACAUCAGAGAAGCAGAGAAAGUGGGACAGCACAGAAGCCUGAGAAAUCAGGUCAGGAAGAAACUCUGCUUCUCGCCUUCUUCCAGACUUUCUCUCCUUUGUAUUCAGUUUCUGUCCCUCCCCUCUGUCACUCGCUUUUUCCUCUUCCUCUUCUCUCCCUUUCCUUCCUCCAGGAGAUGCUCUCUUACCUUUGUGGUUGGCCCCUUCUAAAGUGUCCCUGAACUCAUCGCCCCCUUGCUAAAGGCAAGGCCGUGCAAUUGGGCUCCGAGGUACACAAACAGGUGGCUGACCCCCUCGCCCCACUAGCCGCUCACUGGGAGGCGAACCAAAGGGGCUGCGCCUGCUGUGGACGGUCGUCACUUUGUGUUCACGAGCUGGCUGUCCAGCGUCUGACCCCCCCUUCCUACAGGGGAAGAUCACCCCUCACUAGACACACUAGGACUCCCUUUCACUGUGGGUGCUGAAGGGGAGAGGUCUUCCUGGCCUCAGGUGGACCCCCUGCUUGGACUCCUUUGCCUAGACCUAUGAGCUCGGAGCAAGUGACACAGAAAUGAGAAGACGCUAAGAUUUGUUUUAUGGGAGCUGCAGUGGUCCAGGGGCAGCAGUGGCCCAGCAGGGAGGCAUCUAGGCCUGGCAGGUUGCAGGGUUCUGUGCCCAGAGCCAACAAGGACCAGGGAUGGCAGAGCCCUGAGUAGACCAUUCCCACUCCAUUCCUCGGCCCCGCUAGCUGUCUCACCCUCUGCCCCCACCACAUCCUCCUACGUCUCUUUCUUUCUAGUUUUCUGUCAAUUCUCUAAGCCUCCAAGCUCCAUCCAGUAAAUUUCUUAUUCCGUAAGAUAGCCUGGGUUGGAUGUACAUAUUAUAUGAUCUAAAAACCCCAUUCCUGGGUUGGUACUUUACAGAAAUGUGUGUAUGUGCUCACCAAAAGAAAAGUACUAGAAUGUUCCUAGAAGCGCUAUUCAGGAUAACCCAAAGCCAGAAAGCGCUCCAAUGCCCACGUCGAAUGGAUAAGGAAAUUCUGGUAUAUUCCCACAGUGAAAUCCUGGGUGGCAGUGGGAAUAACGAUCCCAUAUCUCGACCCCAUAGCAUUGUGUGAGGCUCACGACAUUGGGCACGUUCAUACUACAUGAUUCCAUUUAUGUCAGCUGCAAAGCUCAGCAAAGCUAACCCAAGCUGUUGCAAGUGGGGAAUAUUAGUUACUCUCUGGAGGAUGGGAAUCAGAAGGGGCACAAGGGGAGCUUCUAGAAUGUUCCAUGUGUCGAUCUAGUUGCUAGUUACCUGAAUGUGUCCGGUUUGUGAAAAUUCUCUGAGCUGUACACUUUGGAUUGUGUACUUUUCUGUAUGUAUGUUAUUCUUCAAUAAAAGUUGGUUUGUGUGAC